AUGCUGCGGGGCCCGACCUCCCUGCCCGCGGCCCUCUCGCUCCUCCUGGCCACGGCGGGGAGCCUCUGGCCGACGCCGGUCGGCGCGCAGAACGCUGGGUUUGUCAAGUCGCCUAUGUCAGAGACUAAGCUCACAGGGGACGCCUUUGAACUGUAUUGUGACGUGGUUGGGAACCCCACCCCAGAGAUCCAGUGGUGGUACGCAGAAGUCAACCGGGCUGAAUCUUUCAAACAGCUGUGGGAUGGUGCUCGAAAGCGCCGUGUCACCAUUAACACGGCCUACGGGGUGAAUGGCGUGAGCGUGCUGAGAAUCACUCGUCUUACCUUGGAAGACUCUGGGACAUAUGAGUGCAGGGCGAGCAACGAUCCCAGAAGGAAUGACUUGAGGCAAAAUCCUGCCAUAACGUGGAUACGAGCCCAGGCUACUAUAAGCGUCCUUCAGAAGCCCCAGAUCAAUUCCAGUAAUGAGGUGAUCAUUACUUCCCCUGCAAUUCCUAUCCUACUACAGUGCAACCUCACCACUAGCCCCAGCCCCCUCCUUCACAGCUACUGGGUAAAAAAUGGAGAAGAGAUGCCAAGUACCAUAAAGAAUUCAGACACGACAGAAUACAAAAUCUCAAAGCCUAGAGCUGAUGAUUCAGGCGAAUAUUGGUGCGUAUUUGUAUUUGCUGGCUCCCCCGAAGCAAAUGCUACAAUAGAAGUGAAAGCGGCUCCCGAUAUUACUGGGCAUAAGCGAAGUGAGAACAAGAACGAAGGGCAGAAGGCAUUGAUGUAUUGCAAGUCUGUUGGCUACCCACAUCCAAAAUGGACGUGGGCCAAAAAAAUCAACGGGAUGUCUGUGGGUAUUGACAACUCUUCCGGUCGCUUCUUCAUUACCAACAAAGAGAACUACACCGAACUCAGUAUUGUGAGCCUCCACAUCAACGACGAUCCUGGUGAUUACGAAUGCAAUGCCACAAACCCCGUGGGCACGGCCACUGAAAUCACCAUCCUGCGUGUACGCAGCCACUUGGCUCCUCUCUGGCCCUUCCUGGGAAUUCUGGCAGAGAUCAUCAUUCUUGUGGUUAUCAUAGUGGUUUAUGAGAAAAGGAAGCGGCCAGAUGAGGUUCCAGAUGACGAUGAACCAGCUGGCCCAAUGAAAACUAAUUCCACAAACAACCAUAAAGAUAAAAAUCUACGUCAGAGAAAUACAAAUUAAAAGCAACGCUUAUAGCUUUACGUUUGAGAGACUGACAGAAACGCCACUUGCUAGACUGAACUCCGAAGGUUGAUUUGCAAACUCCAUUUUUCUCUGAUGCUUUUCUUUGAAGUGGGCAACGGUGACCGUCUCAAGCAUGCCUUAUUUAGCCGAUACUUUUACUAAUGCUUCAGAAUAGAAGAUGUAAACUAUUCUGGGCUUGAUAUGCUGUGGGAAUGUUGCUUUUUUUUUUCCUUUUGAGAACUCUAAGUAUUACAAGUAAGAAGUCCAAUCAUGCAUGCAGCAUUUUUUUUUUUUACUUAACGUAGCUGUUAAAAAAAAUGAGCUCUGAAAUGCACCUGCUGCCAUCUAGUGAAAACCUUUUGUAAAGUACAGCAAAACCUAAAAUAUAUACAGUAUAUAUUUAUAUUUGGAGGGCGGGGAAACCAAACUACAGUGAGUAUUUGAUUUUUAAGCUGCUGAAUUCAUUCCUUAUAUUGUACGUCUGAGAGAAUUAUGUCCAGUAUGUAGGAGGAAUAGUGUAAACUGACAUUUGUCCUAAGGGCUCAAUCUGUACAGAAAGAAUUGAGAUAUCCUAUAAUUAUAGAAUGCAGGAUGUGGUCUAACCCAAAAGACAGUGAUGGUGAAAUACAGUGAGACACUUUUGUUUAUAUACAUAUUAUGGCUUUAAUUUUUUUUCCCCUUUAAAUCAUGUAUAUUUCUCAUCUUUUUUGCACUGAUGGGUUGACAGUCUUGUACAUUCAAUUCAGGCCGAAUUUUAUAAUUUCUCCUCCCUUUUUGUUUGUUUUAAUGAUGUUGAAACAGCAUCACGGCAUGGUGAUACUCUAUGCAACUUCGUUUGUUUCAUUUUUGGCAUUAAUCCAUGUUGAUUUAGGAUGACUGUAGAAUCACAGACAUUACAGGGUUCUUAGGUGAUGGGCGUACCUGUAGAUGCAUGACACUUGUGGUGUGUAUAUUGUUGAAGUGCAACGCUAAUGUAUAAAAGGGAUUCCACUGUUUUUAAAAAUAAAGCCUAAAUAAAACCGUAGCUCUGGGACCAUU
Protobothrops mucrosquamatus (brown spotted pit viper) is the source of this 2238-nucleotide messenger RNA. RefSeq names its product neuroplastin (gene NPTN). The record is from RefSeq and is a predicted model, not a curated record. NCBI's taxonomy places the organism in Eukaryota, Metazoa, Chordata, Lepidosauria, Squamata, Viperidae. The transcript has 9 exons. The coding region runs from base 1 to 1197 and encodes 398 amino acids.